Messenger RNA from Polistes canadensis, 834 nucleotides. RefSeq names its product chymotrypsin-2-like. Gene Ontology annotation, biological process: proteolysis. Gene Ontology annotation, molecular function: serine-type endopeptidase activity. Lineage: Eukaryota; Metazoa; Arthropoda; Insecta; Hymenoptera; Vespidae. The coding region runs from base 39 to 812 and encodes 257 amino acids. The transcript has 7 exons. The record is from RefSeq and is a predicted model, not a curated record.
CAGACAUCGCAAUCGAUUCACCUGAAGAAGAUCAAAUCAUGGCAAUGACAGCUCUCUUACUACUUGGCCUAAUCGCCGCCUGUUACGGUGCAGCAGUGCCAUAUUUAGAUCCAAGAAUCGUAAACGGACAGGACGCAAAGCCAGGAGAAAUACCAUACCAGGUCUCUCUUCAAGUAAAAGUAUCGGCCUUCCAUUUCUGUGGUGGUUCAGUUCUCAACGAGAACUACGUCAUUACUGCUGCUCAUUGUGUUGUCACUAAAACAGAAAAUGGAAUUCAAGUGGUAGCUGGUACAGUCAAUUUGAACAAACCAGGCUCUGUCCAUAAUGUUGCAAAAAUAAUCGUACACGAAAAUUACACUCCAAGUGAUUCUUAUAAGAAUGACAUAGCAUUGUUAAGGGUAGUCGAACCUUUCUCCGAAAGUAAACUGUUAUCUUCCGUACACCUGCCAUCAUCUCAUGACGUUAUCAGUGCCAAAGAUGUCGCAGUUGUUUCUGGAUGGGGUAGACUUUGGCAAGACGGUUCCACUACCAAGAAAUUACAACGCGUACAGAUUUACAUUGCUGAUCAAAGUUACUGCAGAAGCAUGUAUAAAAGAAUGGGCUAUGCUAUUCAUGAUUCCCAUGUAUGUGCUUAUGAUCCAAAAUCUGAAAAAGGAUCCUGUAACGGUGACUCUGGUGGCCCCUUGACCGUUAAUGGGAAACUCGUUGGUUUGGUUUCAUGGGCUAAGGCUUGCGCCCUUACAGAUUACCCUACGGUCUACACUCGUGUUUCCGAGUUCAGAAGCUGGAUAAAUGCUAACUCAAAAGCUUAAUUUCAAAUUCAAUGGAAAGAAA